This is a messenger RNA of Herpailurus yagouaroundi (jaguarundi), 1218 nucleotides long. RefSeq names its product endoplasmic reticulum protein 27 (gene ERP27). NCBI's taxonomy places the organism in Eukaryota, Metazoa, Chordata, Mammalia, Carnivora, Felidae. The record is from RefSeq and is a predicted model, not a curated record. The coding region runs from base 112 to 933 and encodes 273 amino acids. Gene Ontology annotation, biological process: protein folding; response to endoplasmic reticulum stress. The transcript is spliced from 7 exons. Gene Ontology annotation, cellular component: endoplasmic reticulum.
GCAAAGUUCCCAGAACACUAACAACACUAUGGCCAGUUAACUGGAGUAGGCUGCUGUGAAUUGGCCUCCCAUAACAGGUCCAGGGCUUGGAGCAGGAGCAGAAAAAGAAGGAUGGAAGCUGACCAAUGCAGAUUCCUGUUUCUAUUAUUUCUUUUCAUGUGCCAACUAUCUCCAGAAGCUGCUGCAGAAGUUCAGGAAUCCUCAGAUGAUCCUGGUGCUUCCCGGGAAACUGUGCAGCUCACAGAUGUCCCAGCUACCAUGGAAUUCAUUGCUGCUGCUGAGGUGGCUGUCAUAGGUUUCUUCCAGGAUUUAGAAAUCCCAGCAGUGUCCCUAUUCCACGGUAUGGUGCAAAAGUUCCAAGCCGUGUCAUUUGGAAUCAGCACGGAUGCUGAGGUUCUGGCCCACUACAACAUCACGGGGAACACCAUUUCCCUCUUCCGCCUGGUGGAUAACGAACAAUUGGAUUUAGAGAGCAAAGACAUUGAAAGCAUUGAUGCCACCAAAUUAAGCCGCUUCAUUGAGAUCAACAGCCUCCACUUGGUGACGGAGUACAACCCUGCGACUGCGAUUGGCCUAUUUAAUAGCAUGAUUCAGAUUCAUCUUCUACUGAUGAUGAACAAGGCCUCCCCAGAGUAUGAGGAAAGCAUGCACAGAUUCCAAAAUGCUGCCAAGCUCUUCCAGGGGAAGAUUCUCUUUAUUCUGGUGGACAGUGGUGUGAAGGCCAAUGGGAAGGUGAUCUCAUUUUUCAAACUAAAGGAGUCUCAACUGCCCGCUUUGGCAAUUUACCGGACUCUAGAUGAGGAGUGGGAUACACUACCCAGAGCGGAAGUUUCAGUGGAGAAUGUGCAGAACUUUUGUGAUGGAUUCCUGGGAGGGAAGCGGCUGAGAGAAAAUCAUGAAUCAGAAGAAAAGACUCCAAAGGUGGAACUCUGAGCUCUCCCUGAUACUCCCGCAUACUACUAAGAAUUUACACGAUAUAACAAAAGGGCAACUCAAACUUCAGAGAUGCUAACCAACAGGAUGAACAGGCCUUAAACACACACACACACACACACACACACACACACACACACCCCUCCAUUUUGUUCCUUAAAAUCUCAUUUACUCUCCUUAUCCUUUCUUUUAAAUUGUCUACACUCUCUCACUACCCAUCUGAUCUUCUUCUACGCAUUCAUACUGUGUAGUCCCAUACACGGCAACACACAUCACUGAAUGGAG